This is a messenger RNA of Mizuhopecten yessoensis (Yesso scallop), 1273 nucleotides long. Its product is annotated as protein stum homolog. The record is from RefSeq and is a predicted model, not a curated record. NCBI's taxonomy places the organism in Eukaryota, Metazoa, Mollusca, Bivalvia, Pectinida, Pectinidae. The coding region runs from base 610 to 1068 and encodes 152 amino acids. The transcript is spliced from 3 exons.
CAGCGCACACAGGACCGAUUUCAUGUUUAUAUUGCACGUGAGGUGAGCGCGAGUGGAGUAGCACAUACAAUAUCACGUGACGCAAACAGCACGGUCAAAACUAAAGCUACCUGACGAAGCUGAUUAUCCAAGAGAAAGCGUGAAACAGACAAGAGAGCGGCAGAACCUAUGUAUCUGUGAGAAUUAUCCUUAUCAACUAUGUUAUGUGAUUUCGCCUGCCAGUUAUAUACUGCGCUGUCGUAGGCCUACAUAGUAACUGGUGUGGGAGGAGAUUAAACUCGGAGCUACACCAGUGUCGGUAGAAAACCCCACUCACUCACCGCCGGCAAUUGCGGCUACACAGCUGUUUUUCAAGAUGCAAGUAAUUUUAAUGUGAAAAAAUAACUUCAUUGAUAUCCUUCUUAAGUGCCCGUGUUAUAUUACCUAAGCACGUAGUCCGACGUUGUAUGUGGAGUUUAUUUCAAACUUCUAUGGAGAUAUGUAUGCUAUGUGAAAAGUUUCGGAAGUGAUAUUUAAAUUACAUCAUAAAGCUCAUAUGGAAUUUUAUAUGUUAUCAUCAUAAAAGUUAAAUUACACGUUUGGAGUUAUACUACGUUUAUCUUGUCAACAAUGGCUUCGGGAACAGCAAACGAGGAGGCCAAGGCUUCCCUCACAGGAAACCCAAAGACCAAGAAGAAAAGUGUACAAAUUAUGGAUACUAGGGACGAAAUAGUUGAGGUUACAGAGAAGCAUGGCCCACUCUACAAUGCUAUCCCAUGUAUGCCGAUUGGAGCGGCGGCCGUAUGCUGCAUACUAAACAUACUGGUACCGGGUCUUGGUACAUUCAUCUCUUCCUUCACUGUGUUUUGUGGUGCCACGACCAGGAUCGGUAAACGAUUUCACGCAUUCGUCCUUAACCUCCUCGCGGCGUUGCUACAAAUGAUCACCUUCAUCGUCAUUGUAGGGUGGAUAUGGAGCAUACUGUGGGGAAUGAACUUCGUCCAGUUUUCAUUAGCCAAAGAUGAGAAGAACAAACCUAAACUCGGACCAUAUUAUGUGAGAAGGCAGAGCAGUGUUGACGUGCCAUAACCGGUCAACCCUCGUUUUAAAGUGACCUGCUAUAAUUAACUCAUACAUAUUCAUUCUACAUAGAAAUAUGUACACCUGUGUCAUUCAUAGCACGAUGAAAUACAAAAACAUCAAACGUAGCUAAGAUGCAGUGAGCAUGCAAUACUUUCAUGAGAAAUAUGCUUAUAUUCAAAACGUGUUUAUUUUUGAGCGAGAGAGAUUAACA